Drosophila montana is the source of this 3760-nucleotide messenger RNA. RefSeq names its product bestrophin 2 (gene Best2). The transcript has 12 exons. Lineage: Eukaryota; Metazoa; Arthropoda; Insecta; Diptera; Drosophilidae. Gene Ontology annotation, molecular function: chloride channel activity. Bases 442 to 2901 code for a protein of 819 amino acids. The record is from RefSeq and is a predicted model, not a curated record.
UUAAGAGCCGCAUGUGCUCUGGUCUGGAGCGCAGUUUACUUGAGUUUAGAGUGCCGUCAGGUUGUGGCCGUUGCCGUUCGGAAUCGAAAUCGAGAUCGGAAUCGGAACGAGCAGCCGCCAGCGAUAAACCCGUCGUCGCUGAAGACAAAUUCACCUGCUUUAAUGUGGCAACAACAACAACAACAACAACAACAGCAGCAGCAAUAACAACGAGUGAGCCGCCAGUGAAGCAGGCUGAGCGCCAGCUGUGGGUGUGGAGCGGCUGCUAGACACAGCCGUCAAUGCGGCGGCGACGUCGACUUCGAUGCCGCUGUCAAUGACGCGUAGCCGAAUCAAAUUCGCCUAACUUAGCCAAAACAAAAUUGGACUCAAUCAAAAGUGUACAACAACAAUAACAACAUCCUUACAACUCAAGCGUCAAACCGCUAGAACAAUUGCAACAUGACCGUCUCGUAUGCGGGCGAAGUGCCCAAUGGCAGCAACUUUGGCUGCUUCUGGAAAAUCCUAUGGAAAUGGCGCGGCAGCGUUUACAAAUUAGUGUGGCGUGAAUUAAUCGCCUAUUUGUGUUUAUACUAUACAAUAAAUGUCAUUUACCGAUUCGCACUCACUCCCGGCCAGCAAACAAUCUUCAACAAGAUUCGCCAGUACUUUGCGCAACAGGGCGAGAACAUACCCAUGUCGUUCGUGCUGGGCUUCUACGUGAAUCUGGUUGUCAAGCGCUGGUGGGAGCAGUAUCGCCUGCUGCCCUGGCCCGAUACGCUGGCCCUGUUCAUCAGCGCCGCCAUACCCAAUUCCGCGGGAGUCGUUAAUAAUGAAACGGGUCGCCUAAUGCGUCGCAAUAUUAUGCGAUAUAUGGUCCUGGCCUAUGUCAUUACACUGCAGCGCAUCUCGCUGCGCGUUAAGCGCCGCUUUCCUACCACACAGCACCUGGUCGAUGCGGGCCUGAUGCACGAAUCUGAGAUGAAGAUAUUCGAGGCGAUGAAUCAGAAGAGUCCCAUGUCCAAGUACUGGAUGCCCUUGGUCUGGGCCACAAACAUCAUCAACCGAGCGCGCAAAGAAGGACUCAUUGCCUCGGAUCACAUAGUGCAGACCAUACUCGUCGAGCUGUCCGAUAUCAGACGACGCCUGGGUGGUCUGAUUGGCUAUGACACGGUCUGCGUGCCGCUGGUCUAUACACAGGUGGUUACCCUGGUGCUCUACACGUACUUCAUAGCCGCCCUUCUGGGUCGCCAAAUGCUGCCAAAUGUUGUGGACCGUAAUGGCAGGGAGGAUCCCGAUUUGUUCUUUCCAUUUUUUACGGUUUUGCAGUUCGUUUUCUUUGUGGGCUGGCUUAAAGUUGCCGAAGUGCUAAUCAAUCCCUUUGGCGAAGACGACGAUGAUAUCGAGUUAAAUUGGCUAAUCGAUAGACACAUUAAGGCCGCCUACAUGAUUGUGGAUGAGAUGCACGAGGAGCAUCCGGAACUGCUGCGAGAUCAGUAUUGGGAGUGUGUGGUGCCCAAAGAAUUGCCCUACACCGUGGCCUCAGAGCACUAUCGACGCGACGAGCCGAAAGGCUCGGCGGAGAAUUACAAGGUGAAGAAGGAGGAUGCCAUGUAUGCCAACAUAAUACCUGGCGGUGGCAAACGCAUGCUCAGCGAUGAUGUGUAUGCGGAUUAUGAGAGCGUGGACACGCCCAUGGUGGAGCGGCGCAAGAACAAUUGGCUGGUGCGUCAGCUGUCGCGCAUGGGCUCCAUGCGCAGCCAGUCCACGGCCUACUCCUCGGGCGGCAUGCCUUUUACGCGCAACCGCUUGAACUCUGUUUACUCUAGUCCUGAAUCUGGCAUGCCAUUGUCAAUCCUGCAGCAACAGCAACUCCAGCAGCAGCAGCAGAACCAGCAGCAACAGCCGCCUGGGACCAAACCAAGCCUCUACGAAAAGUUUGUGCAUCGCAAGUCGCUGCGAGCGCACCGCCAGCUAAUCAAGCAAAAUUCCAAGCUAAAUGGACUUAAUAUUAAUGUGGCCAAGACACGGCCACGCAUACCCACGCCGGAGGUGACCAAGGAUGGUAGCACCAACACGGCCACCAGUGCUGUUAUAAUGGCACCACAACAGCUGAGCACCCAAAGCACUAGCGGCAUGUAUCCGUCGUACAGCACCACAGCCAGCGGCACCAAUUUGCACCAGGACAGCGGCCAGGUGCUGGGCACACUGCUGCUGUCGCCCAUCAAAGAAAUGGAUAGCUCAUCAUCCAAUAAUACUCUGAUUCCAGGGCAUCCAGCCACAGCAGCGCUUGCCCAAGCCGUCAUGCCGACCAGAUUGACGGAUGGCUAUACUGCAAGCUCAAUGCCAACGGAAACCAAUAUAACCACACUCUCGUUUCCGUUCACCGUGACCACCAGCGCCGGCGAGUCGAUGCCAACGGGCACGUUGAGCAUUGUGCCGCUGAACGCAAAUGCGCAGUUACCCACAAUAACGACCACCGCGAGUGGAUUUGAUCCCAACGAUGUGAUCACCACGAUACCCGUUUCCCUUUCCAUACAACGCACGCCCUCGAACCUAUCCAUCGUAGAGCUAGGCGGACUCGGCGACAGUGUAGAUGCCCACAACAGCAGCGGCUCCAGCAACGGCAGCGGUGGCAUCACCACAACGGCUUUGCUGUCAGUGAAGUCGCUAAAUGGAACUGCCAAUAUUUCGCGCAACAACAGUUUCAAUCUAAGCCUGAAUCUGCAGGAUCCGAACUUCCAACGCUCCUCGGUGCGUUCGGCAGGUCCAACGGAUUCAAUAGAUGGCGCAUCAGCAAUACCUCCGCCUCGGGGCAUGGAUGCAGCCGGAAUGGUGGGCGGCACAGCGAGUGCCUCCUCAGCGCCAUCAACGCUGGCCAAGCACAAGCCAGAGCCCAAAACGGGCGAGGUCUAUGUGUGAGCAUCGAGUAUAUUGUUAUGGAUAAAUAGCUUUCUAGGAAUCGUUUAUAGCCGCAUUGUUUGGCUAGUUAGGCCGUAAGCAGCUGAUCCGCUUAGAUGCGGAUUUUUCUUGAACAGAGUUAAACAUAGUUAUACUUAGGAUUAAAUAUUUUGGCGUAACGCCACCCAGAACCAUUUCUACGAUAUUAUGUUAGCUUCAGUUAUGAAAAGUUGUUCGAAAACUUUAAGAGAUCAGUAAGCGAAAUGUCGCAUAGUCUUUAGAGUUGAUUUAAGCUUAAAGUAACUGUUAAAGAAUGUGCUUGAGAUACAUUAUAAAGAACGCAUACAACUUUCACCAUAUUGUAUAGAUCGUGUUUAACAAGAGUAACACAUAUCACUCUUUAGAUAUAACUUCCCAAAAGCGACUUCACUUAACGCACAUUAUGGAUUCCUAUGUAUAUCUAUUUCUCGUCCCUCAGCUGUACGGACCUCGUUAUGAAACGAUGUUCGUGUAUAUAUAAAUGUUACCUUAUAAUAACUGCAAUUUCUUAUAAUUUCUUUGGCACUUGCCAUAUUAGAAUAGAUACACAACUACUUUUAUGCAUGAUAACAACUACUUUUAUUAAAAAUCCCUAUCGUGUAGGCAGUGUAAAUAUAAACCAACACAAUAUGUGAUAUGCGAUUUUUAUCAAAUUACGUUUUUAAGUCUUAUAGUCUUAUAUAUAAACUAUAAAACAAUUCUGCAAUGUAUCUAUAUAAAUAAUUAAACAUAUAGGUCAACUAUUAAACUGUCAACUAUAUAAACUGUAAAUAAGUUGAUGUACCAUCAGCUAUGUUUUAUAAAUAAAAAUCUAGAUCCAAUAAAACUACGUAAUAUUAAA